UGUCGCGCCGGCUCACCUCUGGUCCCGCCCGCGUCGCUCACCCGAUUUCAUCUCACCACCGGCCUCACUCUCACCUCCACCGCCCAACUGACACGGCACCGCACCCGCACGGCGCAGCGUAGGCGCUCCGCCCUUGUCCAUGGCUCACCAUAGCCACCCCGCGAACCCUCACCUCCACCAUGGCGGCGGCGGCAGUAGCAGUAUCACCAGUACCAGCACCACACCCAGCGGCCCGCGGCUACGCGCCGGCCCCAACCUCGACGCCUUUGGCGCCAUCAUCGCCGGCGACCGCGCGCCCAAAGGCGAGAUCAACGUCGAGACGCGCGCCGCCAUCAUCGCCGCCGUCCAGGCCGGCGAGAAGAAGAAGAGCAUUGCCCGCCGCUUCGGCAUCUCCGGCGCCUCCAUCAACCGCACCCUUGACCGGUUCGAGAAGACGGGCCAGCUGACGUCGCGGCCCCGCGCCGGCCGGCCCCGGACCAAACCUCUCCCUGCGCGGCCCACGGACCCGACGUCCCGCCGUCGCCCCGGGCCCCCGCGCUCCCUCAACCUGCCCCGGGUCCUCGUCGGCCCCCCGGUCCACGCCAGCCCCGGCGCCGCGGUCUCGUUCCUCACGCCUCAGCAGGAGCGCACCCUCACACGCCUCCUCGCCACUCUCACCGUCACCCUGCACCCGACCACGUACGUCUACUGCAGCUUCGCCGACCCCUCCCGCCUGCCUCCCAUGCCGCAGAUCCAGCUCUUCUUCCAGGAGCCCGGCGGCAUCACCAUCGUCACCAGCAUGGGCUACGCCCGGGCCCACAACCUGCCCUACCUGUCCCCCUGCAAGAUGCUGACCCUCGCCGUCACUCCGGACCUGCCCGCCCUGGGGCUCAUGCCCAUCGUCGAGGCCCGCCUCGCCGCCGCUGGCAUGUGUGCCAACACCGUGAGCGGCUUCUUCCGCGACCACCUUUUUGUCCCCGUCGGCCGCGAGCACGAGGCGGUGCGCGUCCUGACGGCCAUGGCCGAGGAGAAGCGGCACGAGGCCUCCAUUGUUGAGGGUCAGUUCCCAACCGUGCCGCCGUACGUGCCUCCUCCGGCGAGUACGACACCCGAGGGCAGCGUGCCACCAAGGGGCACCAGCGCGCGCCCGACGGGCCCUGAGGUUGCGGCCAGCGACACCACAUCGUUUGAUAGGGACGCAGACUCGGACGACCCCCACGCUAUGAGUGAGCCGUUCACUGAGGACGAGUCUGCCGACGAAGAAGGCGCCUCUCCGUCCCCCGCUGGUGAAGAGGCAGAUGCCGACGAAGCAGCCGCCGAGAGCCAAGUUCUGGCCGAGACGCGGGCGGCAGCGGCGGCGACGACGACCACGACGCAGGCGGUGGGGGAUGGGGAUCAGGACCAGGACGUGACGCGGAGCCCAUCGCUCGGUGCCGACAGCAGGAGCCCGGCCGGCAACGCGACCGGGGAAGAUACGGGCGGUGAAUCCGGUCCGUUUGCCGGCGCGCGCGAGGCUUUCGAGGCUUUGCGCAAGGCUGCCAUGCAAGCAGAUCAUUCAAGAGCGUCCUAGGUCGCGGCGACGUCGGUGAGCGAAUGAAUGACUGGCCAUAAGCAAGCGGUCACUUGAGCGGAGCGUUUCUGGAGUUUGGUGUGAUGGCAGAGGACUUUGGGAUAUCAAUCUGCCAGGGGUUGUGACUGGUCGUAUAUCUUGUCAGCCAUGCUGGGACGGGCAUACUGUAGUUAUAAUGAGGGCGUUGGGGUUGCGGGCGUCCCCCGUGUAGCAACCCCGUCAUGUGUUUUAGCAAGCAAGCAAGCAAGUAAGCAGCAUUGAAAUAGGCAAAAAGGUGGCAAGG
Purpureocillium takamizusanense is the source of this 1832-nucleotide messenger RNA. RefSeq lists its product as uncharacterized. Bases 140 to 1549 code for a protein of 469 amino acids. The record is from RefSeq and is a predicted model, not a curated record. The transcript has a single exon. Lineage: Eukaryota; Fungi; Ascomycota; Sordariomycetes; Hypocreales; Ophiocordycipitaceae.